AGUCAGUGCGUACUGUGUACGUGUCUUUUUGAAAAGCCCGAGAAGCCUGCGAUCUCAAUACGAACGUGGAGCGUUGUGCGCAUUGUUUGUCACGGUGAUAAUGUUCACCUUCCAAUGGUUCUUCAACGUGAUCGGUAUGGUCCUCGAAGUCGUGGGGCUCGCGAGCGUCGAGCCGCCGCUUCUUGCGUUACCCGGGCUACUUUAUCCAAGGGAGAGCGAAACGAGAGAGGUAAAGUCUCUGGAUGGAUUUUGGGAGUUCCUGGUGCCUGCGGCGGACGACCCGCAGCAAGGACACGCUCGCGCGUGGUACGCGCAGGAACUGUCCAAGGCCGGAAAAACAACGCAAAUGCCGGUGCCAUCGUCGUACAAUGACAUCACGACGAGCAGCGAGCUGCGCGACCACGUGGGCCCGGUCUGGUACGAGAGAACUUUCUUCGCGCCGGCCGCCUGGUCCGACCGCCGGGUUUUCCUGUGGUUCGGCUCCGUCAAUUACUACGCGCAAGUGUGGCUGAACGGUGACUACAUGGCCAGCCACGAAAUGGGCCAUCUGCCGUUCGAAAUCGAAGUGACGUCGAAGGUGCUGUACGGCGGCAAGAAUCGCUUGACAGUAGCCGUGGACAACGUGCUCGUGCAGACGAGCGUGCCGCAAGGGCGGAUUGCCGACGUGGAGUCGGACAACGGUACGAUCAAGGUACAAACCUACAGCUUUGAUUUCUUCAACUACGCCGGUAUCCACAGGCCUGUUUUGCUGCACGCCAAGCCCAACGUGUACAUAGAGGACAUAACCGUCACUACGGAAGUGAUUAACAAUAUCGGCCUGGUUAACUACAAGGUUGACGUGGCGGGGCUAAGAUCCAGUGAGAACUACUCGUGCGACGUAAAUCUCGUGGACAACCAUGGCAAUCGCGUGGCAAAGUCCGUGCUCGACGGCAAGGAGGGCGUCGUCAAAGUCCACUCGCCGAAGCUGUGGUGGCCCAGAUCUCUUAGCGACGAGCCCGGCUAUCUUUAUUCUCUGGAGAUCAUACUCAGUGCGUCCAACGACGUCAAAGACAUCUACAGACUGCCCUUUGGUAUUAGAAGCUUGAAGUGGACCGAAAGCUCGUUGUUGAUCAAUGACAAACCGACAUACCUCUACGGAUUCGGUAGACACGAGGAUUCAGCGAUAAGGGGACGUGGACUUGAUUUGCCUACGGUUGCGCGAGACUACGAGCUGCUCAAGUGGAUCGGUGCCAAUGCCUACAGAACCAGUCACUACCCUUACAGCGACGAAGUUCUAGAUCUCGCUGACAGACUCGGAUUUCUCGUGAUCGACGAGUGUCCAUCGGUCGACACGGAAAACUACUCACUAGCCCUGAUGCGUCGUCACCAGGACUCGCUCUCGGAAUUGAUCAGACGCGACAAGAAUCGACCCUCGGUGAUAAUGUGGUCGAUAGCCAACGAGCCUAGGACAAGGUAUUCCGAGGCGGGUCCAUAUUUCAAGCAGAUCGCGCGUCACACCAAGCAGGUCGACCCAACGCGUCCGAUUACGAUGGCCAUUGCUACCAAGCCCGAUGAUGACUAUGCCGGCAAUUACAUUGAUAUUAUCAGCUUCAACAGGUAUCACGCCUGGUACUCGAAUCCUGGACGGAUCGAUACAAUAACGAAGAACGUCGUGACGGAAGCUCAAAAGUGGCACAACAAGUAUAACAAACCGGUGAUAAUGACGGAGUAUGGUGCCGACACGAUACCCGGUUUACACGAGUUGCCAGAAUACAUCUGGAGCGAGGAAUAUCAAAUACAAAUCAUGUCCAAUCACUUCAAGGCUUUUGAUCAGUUGAGGGAGCAAGGUUUCUUUAUCGGUGAAUUUAUUUGGAACUUUGCUGACUUCAGAACUGCUCAAACUUACACAAGAGUUGGUGGUAACAAGAAAGGAGUUUUUACGAGAGAUAGACAGCCAAAAAUGGUUGCGCAUCAUAUCCGACGGAGAUAUCAUUCGUUGACUUUUAACAAUGGCUCUGAAAGGUCUUUAAAUAAUAUUGCAAAUUACAUAUCGCAGAAUUAUCAUCAUUAGCUUAAUCAAGAUAAGAUAAAAGCUGAUUCCGUACGCACACUAUGAAAGCGCUUUAUUACUAAAUUUAUUGAUUGAAGCUUUUCGAGGCGAAACAAGAAUCUUUGUAUAAAUGAAAUUGAAGAGAUGAUAAGCUAUACGUAAAUGCCUUGAUACUGCGAUUUAAUUUUGAGAUGAAUUAGUACUUUAUUUUUGUAAGCGAUGUUUGUAAAAUAUUUUACUGUAGACGUUUUGUAUGGAAUUUAAGUGAAACUAUAAUGCUCUGACAAUGUAUU
Phymastichus coffea is the source of this 2322-nucleotide messenger RNA. Its product is annotated as beta-glucuronidase-like. NCBI's taxonomy places the organism in Eukaryota, Metazoa, Arthropoda, Insecta, Hymenoptera, Eulophidae. Gene Ontology annotation, biological process: carbohydrate metabolic process; glucuronoside catabolic process. Bases 101 to 2050 code for a protein of 649 amino acids. The transcript is spliced from 10 exons. The record is from RefSeq and is a predicted model, not a curated record. Gene Ontology annotation, molecular function: beta-glucuronidase activity; carbohydrate binding.